Messenger RNA from Drosophila mauritiana, 3076 nucleotides. RefSeq names its product gastrula zinc finger protein XlCGF8.2DB. Gene Ontology annotation, cellular component: nucleus. The record is from RefSeq and is a predicted model, not a curated record. Bases 672 to 2243 code for a protein of 523 amino acids. The transcript has 6 exons. Lineage: Eukaryota; Metazoa; Arthropoda; Insecta; Diptera; Drosophilidae.
CACGGCACACGCAUACAGCGCAACAAUAACAUCGGGCCCCAAAAAAAGGGAAAAAAAGACGACGGACAAAAACUUCGUCGUGAAUUGUAAAAUACAAAAAAAAAUCGCAUUCGAACGCACUGGUUUGUUUUUUUUCACGUGUAACUACGCCAAAAAAAGGGCAAAGGAAUUAAGCAAAAAAAAGAAGCAGAACUUCGCAGCAGCAACAACAACAGCGCCGCAUAUUUGCUUGUAUGUGCAAGUGCAAGGCAAACAUAAACAACGCGCGUGUGUGUGUGUACCACGAAAAUAUCGUAUAAAUCAAAUUUCUAUAUCAUUUUCAUAGUUUUUUUUUGUUUUUGCCAUCAUAAUAUGCCAUAAAGCGAUCACCGAAAUCCAAAGGCAAAUCAAACUCAAAAAAGUUAGUUUCAAAUACAACCACACAUCGUUUGGAUCGUGUUCACAAACUUAUAGUAGGAAGGAAAAGGAAAAAGAUAGAAAAAAACGAACCAAAUAAUAAUAAACGAAAAACAAAAACGGUGCUGAAUGUUAACCGGUAAAGAUAGCGGUAAAUUGCGAGGGAGAAGGACGACAACAACAACAACAACAACGACCGCAGAGGGGGCAAAAGUCAGCAACAAAGUGCAUCCUCCUUCUCCUGCUCCCCAUCCUCUUCCUUAUUUACUGUUAUAAUGGACACCAUCUGUAGAUUGUGCUUCCAAACGGCAACGUUGUUCCAGGUGCCCGGCUAUAGCAUACCCACGUGCGUCCGCUGCUCGGAGCAGUUGACAAAUAAUUCCAACUUCCAUCAGUCGGCGGCGGCCGCUGCAGCCGUCGCUGCCUCUGCCUCGGCCGCAGUUGCCGCCUCCGCAGCAGCGGCAGCUACCUCCUCGUCGACGGCCUCCUCCAGUGACAGCGACGCCAUCGCGCAGCAGCAGCAGCACCAGAAUCCGCAGCAGCAGCAGCAUCAGAACUCGCAACAGCAACAACAACAACAACAGCAGCAGCAAAUGCAAUCAUCCAGUUCUUCCGAGAACCUACAGUCGCAGGACGACUCCGAAGACGUGGAUCUGAUAUUCAACGAGGAGGGCUCCUGCCCGCUAUGCAACAAAACUUUCUCGCGCAAAUCCUCGCUCAUGACGCACAUACGAAAUCACUCGGCGGAGCGUAAGUUUGUGUGCACCUACUGCCAAAAAGGCUUCACACAGGCGGCCAACUUGCGGAACCACGAACGCAUCCACACGAACGAUCGGCCAUACCAGUGCGUGGACUGCGGCAAGACCUUCACGCAGAUCACCAAUCUGAACAAUCACCGCCGGCUGCACACCGGCGAACGGCCCUUCGUCUGCAAUGAACCGGAGUGCGGGCGCAGCUUCGCCCAGGUGACGAACCUGAACAACCACAUGAAGUCGCACCACAAGGUGCAGCAGUACUGCUGCAACGUGUGCAACAAGAAGUUCACGCAGGUGACCUCGCUGAACCAGCACCUGCAGGCGCACGCCGGGGUCACCGGCUACUACUGUCCGCGUUGUCCGGAGAAGAACUUCAAGCUGCAGUCGCAGCUGCACACGCACAUGAAGACCCACGGCCUGGCCUUUCCGUACGAGUGCGACAAGUGCGACGAGAAGUUCCUGCAGCAGGCCCAUCUCGACCAGCACCUCAAGAUGCACGACGAGUUCAAGUUCAAGUGCGACAUCUGCCCGAGCAGCUUCAAUCAGGAGUCGCUGCUGAAGAAGCACGUGCAGCGCCAUGUCGAGGGUCGCUACCUCUCCUGUCCGGUGGCCAACUGUGCCGAGUCCUUUGCGGUGCGCCAGCACCUCUCCAAGCACCUGCUCACCAACCACGCCCACCACGAGCUGCCGCCUCCGAAGCGAUCCAAGAAGGCGGGCACGCUACAGACGUCGCAACAGCCGCUGGCGAUGAUCGGCCAGCCGUUGUCCCUGCAGCACACGACAGGGCAACGUGGACGUCCGCCGAAGAACAAGAACAAGGCGACAACGCUGGCCGCCACGGCCAUCAAGAUCGAGAUCAACGAAUCGCUCCACAGCCAGCAUAUCAGCAAUGUCAGCGGCCUGUCCAUCCAACAGCAGAUCAACCAGCACAUGCAGCAGCAGGCGGCACAGCAGCAGGCGCAGCAGCAGGCGGCACAGCAGCAGGCGCAGCAGCAGGCGGCGCAACAGCAGCAGCAGGCGGCGCAGCAGCAGCAACUGCUGCACUUGCCGAUGGGACAGGCGGUCAAGGCGCGUUUCAUACCCACUAAGUAGGCUAGUUAAGGAUGGAAAGAAGGUCUCUUUUAGCUUAAGCCCCGAACGAUCAGCUGCUAAAGUCCCUGAUUAGCAUAGCCAUAGCCAAAGUAGCAUCACAUUCAGCACAUACACACGCAAAAUAUGAUAGAUAUGGCGCGGAUGUUUUGGAGAUCUCUGCAGAUCUCGAAAUACUUUUGGGUGUCUGAAGUUGAUGAAGCAGUCAUCCUUUUUAUACGCGUUACCCGUGGAGUAAAGCGUAUGCUGGAUUGGUGAAAAGGUAGGAGUAGGAAGCGUUUCCGUCCGUGACUUCUGAAUCAGAAUGACCUAGACAUGAUCUCGCGCCUAGCUUGUCCUACUUUCACAUCAACUUUUUGGGUAUCAGAACCCACAUAUCUCGAAAUCGGCGAGCGGACUUCCAGAACAUCCCGAAUUUAGAGUCGGCGGCAAGCUGCUGGUUCAGUUUGGUGUCUGUCUCCCACUUCCUGUUUUGAAUUCAGCAGCCAAAGCAAUAGAGGAACCAAAUGCCCCUGAAUAGAUUUCCAAGAAAAUAGCAGCAAUGCAUGACAUCGAAAGAGAAAAGGAGAAAAUGCAGCAGCACCAGAUGGACAGACAAAAACACAACUGACUUAUAAAAUUAUGCACAUAACACCCACAUCUAUAUAUACAUUAUAUUAUAUAAACAUGAGAUCGGGUUGAGAAAUCUGUAAAACUUAAAUCGAAUUAAAAUUUUAUUGUAAUGCAAAGGCACAGCGAAACGGAAAAUAUAAUGUUGGAAAGAAAAAAAGCAGAAAGCAAAUACAAAUUACCUACAAUUGAUAGUAAUUAUGCAUAGAGAAAAGUAACGAAAACAA